CCAGGCAUAUGUCCAGUGUUCGAGGCUGCAGUGGAAUGCCCAGAACAAGUAGACCACUUUUGUACUGAUGACAGUAGUUGCCCCAAUAGCCUGAAGUGUUGCAACACAGGAUGUGAAUUGGACUGCGUUGGUAAGAUAGACCUCAACCAUAUUGCAUGCCAAUAAGUUUGCUCCCAUCAUUUUUGGUCUCCCUAUCUGAUUCCGUGAUCCGAUCGUAAUAAGAACGUGACUGGAUUAUUCCUUUUCGAGGAGAAUUGUAUUAUCUAAUCGUAAUUGGCUUCUUAGAAAAUUUUCACACCAUCACAGGCAAAUUUGUUGGACUCAUUCUGAGACUGUUUGUUUCUUAAGUAUAUUGAGAGUCACACCAGCAAAGGAUUCCUGCCUCCGGAUUCAUCAAGACAUUCUCACUUGACCCCCCCAUGUGUUACGACCCACGAAUACUUCCUGUAUAACUUCCUGUAUAACUAAACCGAAAACAGCAACGGUAAUUAAUUUGUGGUUUUGAGGUUUGCUUGCGUAUCCUGAACUCUAUUGUGAUUGGCCAGUACACAAUCAACAUUCGUGAAAUUUUUCUGAUGUUCACGGUUUUCUGAGUUUGACAGUAAUACCAUCCACUGACGUGAUACAACUCACUUUGACUCUAAAGACGACUACCGCGCAGGUUGUUGAAACGUCAGUCACUGUCAACAACAACAGUCCUAUUCAGGACUACGUUCACCGGGACGAUCAAACCCCACCUACUUUUGGUUCAAACCUUUCACAGUUUUACAUAUAUUUAUACUUACAACAACAAAUUAAUUUCCAUCCUUUGCAACUGUGUUUUUUGACAACAGCUUAUUACAGAUUUGGCAUGCCAACGGGUAGCUUAGUGUUACGUGCUUAAUCUUUAAGAGGACGGGUAGCUUGCAAACCAAACUGAACGCAGGGUGUCGGAACAGCAACAAGAAGAUUUAUUCAAAAAUGAACGUAGUUUCCACGAGGUAAAACUCUACUACAGCACGUAGCUCGAUAAACUCACACGGCCUCCGCCAACUUUAAUAAACACUGCUUCCGUCACACUUGACUAAACAAACUCUCUUCGCUUGGACUCGCCUACUUAUGUACUCUCACAAUAAGAUUCUAGAACUUUCUAAAUCCUAAUCAUGGAAAGAUUACAAAAUAUGCCGUUUCAGAAACGCUUACACAAGAUCCUAAAAUAAACAAACUAUGAACUCUCAUGAAGCUUCUAGAACGGUCACGCCAGUCACACAGUACAAUUUUUCGUAACAUACCCCUUUCAGAAGAAAUUUCCUAAACUUCUAAUACAACUGAAAAAGUUUUUAGCUGAUAUACAACAGGGGUAGUCCGGUGUCUCUCAAGUUACUCUUCUGCUCGACUAAGAUAAUCCGCUCCAACAUUCUCCGAUCCUUUGAUGGCUUCCACCUUGAAAUUAUAACUUUGUAGGAACAUCACCCAUCGCAUGAGUCGUGCGUUGGCAUAUUUUGCGCUGUCCAUGCACUUCAGCGGCUCGUGGUCUGUCUGCAGCACAAAAGGUACACCAUACAAAUAUAUAUAUGAAAUCUCUUGAUAACCCUUACAAUCGCUAAGCACUCCUUGAUUGUAGAAUAGUUGCACUCUGCACUUGACAAUUUCUUGCUUCCAUAACAAACCGCGAAUAAUUUCUCAUCGUGCCUUUGCAUCAAUACUGCACCAAUUUCAUUGCUGGAAGCGUCCGUCAGUAAGAAAUAGGUUUCAGCUGGAUCGGCGAGGCGUAGAAUAGGCUCACUUGUUAAGUGGGACUUGAUGGAGUGAUAGGCUUUCUUUUGUGCUUCACCCCACUCAACUUUAUUGGGUUGGCCCUCUCGUUUGAGUUCAGAUAAGUGCGCUGCGAUCGCUGCAAAGCUGGGAAUGAAAUCUCCGUUAUAUCCUGCUAGACCCAUAAAUGACCACACCUGUUUCUUUGGCUUGGCCUUGGGGCAUCUUAAAUCUUCUCCACGUUAUCCUGAUAUAGACCAAUCAUUCCUUGCUCCAAUCGAUGGCCUAGGAAAUCCACACUGUUUACUCCCAAUAGGCACUUCGUGGGUCUGAUAGCCAACCCAGCUUCUACAAGGCGCGAAAACAGCCCUCUGAGGGCUCUAAUAUGUUCUUCUCACGUGCGGGUGUGAACCAAUACAUCAUCCCAGCAGAAGUCGACAUCAUCUAAAUCUUCUAUCAAUCUCUUCAUAGCACACUUCAGCGUUGCCGCCGAGUUAAUCAUUCCAAACGGCUUCUUCAAGAACUCGUACGACCCGUCAGAUGUUACAAACGCAGUUUUCGGUAUGUCCUCAUCUGGUGUAGUUAUCUGCCAGUAUCCCUUGCUGAGGUCAAUUCUGGAAUAAAGCUGGUCUCCUCUAAGCUUCUAGAACAAAUGUUCAGCAAUUGGCAUAGACUCAGGAUCAAAUACAGUUAGUUUUAUUAUUUAAUUUCCGAUAAUCAGCACAUAGCGGUUUUUGUUGUCUUAUUUAGAGACAUACUUUAGCCCAUUAACAUUGUUUUAUUUAAAUGUAACAUAAGAUAUGUAAUUUUAUCUUUUUGAAAAAUAAAGACAAUUUAUUUUUAUUUAUUUAUUUAUUUAUUUAUUUUCUUCACUACUACAUCAGGUGACGCAUAAGGUGAACUGGACUCUCUAAUAACUCCCAUUUUGAUCAUGUCAGCAAUAUCUUUACUCAGUGAGUCUUUCAAGCUGUAAGGUACUAGGUAAGGUCUUGAUCUAUAACCGGUUCAUCUGAGGUGAAUUUAAUAUAUGCUGAACGAGGUCUGUGGUACCUGGUGCUUUAGUAAACAAAUUCGUGAAUUGUUUAGCCAGGUUCGUAAAUUCAGUCCGUUGCUCGUCCGUAAGAUUUGGUCAAGUUGCAACAUCCUCGAUUGACUCCUUGGCCACAUAUCUACCGAGCUCUAAGAAAUCAACCUCCUCUCCCUCUGCUUCAUCAACGUUAGCAGCGCAGUCGACAGCAUCGUCCGUACUUGUAGCGCCUGCUCCAAUAGCUACUGCUCCUUCAACUGUAAUCUCCUCUCGCUCAAAAUACUUUUUUAAGUAGGUUGGCUUGGUAAACUUUCUCAUUGCCUUUAACUUUCACUUUGUAGUCAUUGAGACCUACUACUGAACUAACUUCAAAGGGUAACAGGUAACAGCACGAGUUCUUUCUCUCCUGGUUAAAACUUCCUCACUUUAGACUUCCGGUCGUAAUAGUGCUUUCCUUUCUGCUGAGCUCUCUUCAAUUCACUAUGGGCGAGUUUGAGGGUAACUUCUAACUUCUCUCGCAAUUCGAAAACGUACUGACAACUGUUAUUUACUUCAGGCUCCUCAACUUCGUUCGUCCACAGCUGUUUGAGUACAGUCAUUGGUCCUCUAUCAGUUCUUCCAUAUAACAGCUCGAACAGCGAAAAACCGGUGGACUCUUGAGAGACUUCACGAUAAAGAAUACAACAGCGGGUUUAUGUGGCGAUGCCACUAUCUUGGUUGUUCACUACACAAUCUCUUAAACACAAGCUUCAUUGUUCCGUCGAACUUCUCGGUUAGACCAUUACACAUAGGAUGGCAGGGCGUGGUUGUGAUCUGCUGGAUAGUCAGCAAUCGUGUUACUUCCCACAUGCAAUCCGAGCCGAACUGUGUGCCUGGGAUUAUCUGAAGAGAUUUUAAGUGACCUAAUCGACUAAAGAUAUUUACUAACGCCUCUGCAACGGUUUCAAUGUCAAUGGUCUUCAAAGGAACAGCUUCAGGAUAGCGAUCAACAAGUGUCAGAAUGUACCUGUGCCCUUCUUUACCUGGUGGGCUGAUAGGUCUGACAAGGUCGGUGGCCACUCUUUAAAUGGUUUGUCGAUCAGAGGCAUCUUCUGUAGUGGCACCUUUGGAACCUUGCUUACGGUCUUCUGACAGACAUCACAUGAUUUGCAGAAAUGGGUCACAUCACCUUGAAUACCUGGGCAAUAAAAUGCACUCUUAAUCUUUUCAGUCGUCUUAAUACCUAAAUAACCUCCCAUUAUAGAUCCAUGAGCCACUUCCAUUAUUAGAGGUCUUAACUGCACAUGAACCAUCAGUUGCUUCACAGGCUUACCACCAUUCACAAAAGGGUGUUUAUACAUGCGGUACAAUAUCCCACCCUUUACCUCAAAAGAAAUCACAGCUUGACCCUUCACUAGUACAUCACCUCGGUCCCGGUACUUCUGCAAGCUCUCAUCUUCACUCUACAUCUAUUUAAGUUUCUGUUGAUCUGCGAUGGGGCUCUCUGGUAACUUGGUACUUUUAAAAGGCUGACUUCCCCGUCUUUCUUAGCUUGACUUGUCGUGGUUACAGCGCAUGCUUCUUGCCAAGUCUGGUCUCGUUCGUCUACAGGUCCAGCGCCUAUUAUCAGGUCGUAAACGACAUCUAGGAGACACUGCGCAAUUGCCAGUUGCCCCUUGAGAUAAGGCUCAUCAACAGCAGGGGCCUGGGUAACUUCCUCGCUGUGUUGUCAAUGAGUAGCAUAACUUUAAAAUCUAUUUCGUUUUAUCUUAUUUUGUUUUCAUUCUUUCUUUAUUGGCGGGCUGGGUACAUUUUUAAUACGCCUGAGUUCGUUUAAAAAAUAACCCCCCUCUCUUCCUUUUAAGGUAUAAAAAAGUACAAUACCUUACCUAUUUUUACCCCAACAUCAAACAAAAACAUUUAGGCGAUUUCAUACUCAACAUAAUUGACUCCUUACCCACAUCCUUACACAUCUUUAAUCAGUACAAGAGAAUGUUAUGCUCUUUUUGAAGAAUGGUUGGUAUACAAAAAAGAGUAGAGAACUCUUUUUUCACCGUUUUUAUUGUUAUCAAUCACCAUUAACCUCAUAUAGUCUUAGAGGAAUUCUAAUUUGUAACAGUUAUUGAGAUCUCAUAAGUGUCGGUCAUGAAAGCGGACAGGGUUGUGUGACAAUGUUUAACAUUAUGGCGGAGCUCUCUCGAGCGCGAAGCGCUCGCAGCGGAGCACCAUGGGUAAGAAAAUUUCGUAACCAUGCAUCCGAGCAAUUUUGGUAGUCACGAGACCGUACGUCCGCUCGACCGCCCGUCCGUCCGCACCACAGGCACACCAGUAUAAAAUAACUCAAUCAACAGGUGUGGCAACUCAAAUGCAACGCGAUAUUUCAUUUGGAAGGAAAUUGCAUGGCCGCCCGGAUUUUUAGAGAAACCAAAAGAGCUUCGCUUUUAGCCCUGGCUAAAUCUAUAUAUUACAAAAUUAUGGCGAAGCAUUUUCAACGUUUUGAAACAACACAGGGAUACUUUUAAGUUUGGAAGAAGGUCGAAACGGGGCGAUUUCUUUCGAUAAUUGGAGAUAAGUCUCGCCAAAAAGAUUGGAAUUGACGGGUUUGGCUACAGACGAGAGUUUAAACAAUUUUAUCCGUUCAGAUGUCGAGAGCCAAAGUAGACGUCAACACUUGACAAAUGCUUUUGGGGGUAUGGGUACGCUUGGAAUUGACUGAGCCUUUAUGAUGACGAUGCAACCAUCUCUCACACACAAGGAUAGCCCAACCAAAAAAACCACGCCAGGAGGGUUAUUAUGAGGGCCGACAGAACCACCUGUGCGCAAUAUAUGAGGAACACGCUAGGGCUGUUAACACUGUACAAUACGAGACGAUUCCUCAGAUUUGUUUUAUUUUUAUUAUUGUAAACAACCAAAACUGCUCUAAGCAACUAGAGGGUUACCUAACCAGUGGGGCUGAGCUCCAAAACAGGACUCUGCGGAACCAAGGCACUCUCCACGUACCACAAUCUAAGAAUUCUUCAGGAAGAAAGACUUUCCAAAUUGCUGGUGUAAGUGACUGGAACUCACUCCUUACAGAACUUAGGAAAACAACUGGUAUAGGCUCUUUUAAAUUCAAUCUUUUUAAACAAUUGAGUCUGAGACAGUGACAUUAGUAAUCAUAAAUGUACAGUGUAACUACAUGUGUACGUAGUUGGAUUUUUUUUCAGAGUGUUUUUAAUAGUAUUUACAUCUCCCUUUAUUUCCUUUAUAAUACUAAUAUCAGUGGCAUAGGUUGGUUGGUUGGAGGCUCCUUCGUGAGUGAGACAUUUCUUGCUAUUAAUGUGACUGUGUGAUACAGUUAAGGUGGCUGAACACAGUUUUGGCAGUUUGUGAGUGUAUGUCAUUUGCCAAAUCAUGGCAAGAGAAAGGUUGCAGCUCACAAGCUGAAACUUGGCAGGUGGAAAAUAUACUAAUGAAAGAUUUUGAUUGACAGGUAAAAUUUGACGUUUUCGUAGUUUCCAUGGCAACAAGAACGAUUGAAUACAACCUUAAAAUUUCACUUUUGUUCAGUUUACAUAAAAUUCGCUCAUUAGAUUUUCCUGUAAUCUUGCACACAGCUUACUGUAACUAAUCAUUACCAUUUGAAACUUAUUUGAUCAAAUUUUAACAGACGGACUUUUAGAUAAUCAAUAAUAUAAUUGUAUCGUAAUUAUUAAAUGUGUCACGAAAUUCGUCUGUUCAACCUCCAUUUUAAAGUUUUCAUUAUCUAAAAUACGAUAAAAGUAAAAAUUCUGCCAAAUAUCACAAAAUUUUAAUGAGUAGAUUUUGAGAAAUCGUCUCCUGUGUACCAUUGCCUUUUAGCCGCCAUGUAUGUUUGUCUAAUUAAAAACACGCGCGGUCACGCGAGUUACCGCUGACCGCCCGCAAAACUGUGUUCAGCCACCUUAAGCCUUAACGUGUUGCUUGUGAUGGACUGUGUGACUGCGAGAUGCGGUUCGCAAGUCCAACCUACAAAAAAUGACCUUACUCGCCAACGAAUCCUCAGUAGCUCAGAGGUAAGAGCAUCCGAUCUAGAACACGGAGGGUCGUGGGUUCGAAUCCCAUCUGGGGCUCAGAUUGUUUCUGUGUCCUCUUAUGGUUGAUUCUUUACAUCUCGCUUUAUUUCCUUUAUAAUAUUUAGUAGUUCUUAAUAUUUUUAAUUAGUCUUUUAGUAGUUCUUGAAUUAACGGUUUUUAGUAGUCUUAUCUUAGCAGUUUUUAGCGUCUUUGAAAUGUAAUUUAGAAUAAUAUUAUUAUAAAUUUAUAUCCUGGACAUCUUGUUAAGACCAGCGUUGUAUAAGGUUAAUAGAUAUCUCCAGUAUAAGUAAAGCUUUUAUUAUUAUUAUCAUCAUCGUCAUCAUCAUAGUCAUCAUCAUUAUUAUUAUUAUUAACAGCCUAACAGCAAUAUCUCCAUUUAAGGAAUAUCGAGAGAAGUCACGCGCGAGUGGCAUGCGAAAGGAGACGCUGGAGCAAGGUGCGGGGAAAGAAAAGAGAGCUCUUCGUUUCCUCCGCCCCUCGCGGCUUUGCCGCUCACUCACGCGUUCGCAACGUCCAUUGUAGUUCCACGUCUCCUUUUUCGCCCAUUUUAACCAACCCUUAACAAUUAACAAUAUUGCGGCACUCACACGUGCCUCACAAAAGAUAUCCUCACAUACGUGUGAUGCAACUACGCCCUAGAGUACGCUCCGAUAGCACCUUGUUUCAAAUUUCUAUUAGGACAUUUUUUUUUAUUCACAUGGUCUUGAGGCAUUUGUAAAUUAGCCCUCCCUUUUUUCGAAUAGGAUUCAAGAUAAUUCAUUGCUCAGCUUAGUCAGAAUUCUUAUUAUUUUAUUUUAACUAGUGCCAGACUUGGAACCAUUGAAGAUCAAGUCGACAACGACAGUUCCAGAAACUGGUAAGUGUUUGAACGGUAUUGAUAUUGCGCUUGAAACGCAUAUACCAAAAUUACGAGCUCGAGUGGGAAAAUUUCCGUCAUUUAAGUGUAAGAUAUGUAAACCCUCCGCCCUCCCAAUGUCGUUAACAGAAGCGCGUCCUUUCCUAGGAACUCAGAUUCCACGCCAGCCACUCUUUAUUUUUAUUAUUAUUAUUAUUAUUAUUAUAUUAUAUUUUAAUAUUUUAAUAUUUCAUAUUCUUGAAUCUGUAAAUAGUAAAAUUUAAUAAUUAUUGUAUUUAUCAUUGGGAUGAACAUAGAAAUUUUCUUUUUUUUUUAGUUUAUAGACAGUUGUUUACAUUUGCUCUGUUGAAAACCACCAGACCACCAAGAAGUCUUUUUUUAACUAUAGUUAUACUAAAUUUGUACUUAAUUUUCAAUUUGAGAAGAGUUUAGUAAAGUAUUAUUUAAUUAUUAUUAUUAUUACUAUUAUUAUUAUUAUUAUUACAAGUCAUACCGGUAAAAGUAAUUAUUAUAAUUAUUUUACACUACAUUAAGCUUCGAGUUUAAACCUUUAAAUAAUUUGAUCAAAAAGGGUUAGCUUUUUCGUCUUUCCUCGGUGCCGCAUAUAUAUACGACGAAGUCACCGUUCGAGGUUGUCCGCUAUAGUAAGAGGUGAUUCCGUUUGCUUUCGACAAUGUCGAAUUUAAUUUGAAACUGUCGAAUUUAGUUGCAUCUCAAAGCAGUCUCAAAUUAAAUUAGGCACAUGUGAAAAUCGACGAUUGAGCUGAGCGAACAGUGUCCAGUAUUACUAAAGAUAACGGUAGAUACGCUAUGAUACAUACCGCAUUUUUUUUUAUAUUCCUGUAAACUUUCCUUUAAAUUUACCACAUUAGGUUACUAGCUAUAUACACCACACAGGUAAAAAAGAGAGUAAAAAAGAGAUUUUUAAAAAAAGAAAAAAAAAAUAAGCUCACGAAAAAUUUGCUUGAAGGGGAUUCGAACCCGAACCCACAGAAUCAGUUAGAACUAAAAGUGAGAGCCUCUAUCCACUGGACCACCUCGAGUUUGAAAGCGGUAUAUAUUCCUUCUCUAUGGUGAUUGACAGUUUUCAAGGAUGAUUCUUUCGGUUUUAUUAUUAAUUUUCGCGUCGAAUUAAAUCUUCAACUGAUUGAAGAUAGACGUAAAGCUCACAAUAAACCCAUUAUCACUCAUUCAGGCUUAGUCCAUGCUGGGGAAAGUUUAAGAAAUUUAUGAACUAUCGAUCGCUAGGCUACCGACUGAACAGUAUGACCGUACGAUUCUCUCCCUGCUCGUAAGGUGUAUUUUCAUCAGUCGGGGAAAACAUUAACACAACAUUGUUCAUCAUUAUUGUCAUUGUUUUAGGUUAGGAUUAGCCUCCCGCAGACGUCCUUUGGGGUUCGUUCGUCACGCAUUCAUUUCUCCCCCCACGGACGUCUGCUGAACACAGCCGACAUUUAUGUUCACCAAUCCAGGCCGUUUAAAGAUUUUGUAAAACGUAACCCGAGCCGCUUGUUCAGAUUCGCACGAUCAGUGAGGCUUUUGAUCGGGUGUGCGAGAAAUUUUUAAUUACAGUGUCAAACAACUAUCAGAGAGAAGCUAUCCUGCAAAACAAUAGUAGAGAAGAAGAUCGAUGGGUUCAGUCGUAAAAAUCCCGACGGAUUUGGCAAAUCUCUUAUCUAUCAAGCUUUGCCGCUUGUUUGCAACCCAGUGCGUGGAACUACUGGACAUAUUGUUGUUGUUGUUUCGCCUCCGGUAAAUCUUAUGAAAGAUCAAGUUGUAAAGAUAGCAAAUAUUGGUAUUCCUGCUGUAACGCUCAAUGAUAUUAGCAAAGCGAAUAUGAGUGUUGUCGAGAGAGGGGCUUAUUGAUUCUUCAAAAAUUAUAACCAAUUUUCGCGUAGUGGUCCUUGGUCCGCGACCCAUGACCUUGGUGAAAUUACAUUUCGCAAAAUAAAAGGAAACGGCCUCUGUUUUCGAAGAAGGUUUUGAAAAUCUUCCCUACACACGUUUACAAGUUGUCGUUUCUUAAUACUUCGAAUACACACAGAGUUUUUAGUAAUUGUUUUCGACCGCGCUGAAAACUCCUCCGCGCUCGUGUGGGAGACUGUUGUCUGAAGUCUUUCAAAGAAAAGCAGACUAUUUUAAACUAAAAACAACUUCCCAAAAAACUGUACAGCUGACUACAGCUUUAUUGCAUCAUUUCUGGGAUUUUUUCUAAACGUUUGAGUUGUCUUAGGUAGAAGAUAGCUGUGCAAAUAAAUAAUUCACUUGAAGAAUAGAAAGACACAUCAAAGUCCAGAGCACAUUUGAUAAGCCUUGCGAUGUCGGCUGCGCUUUUUCCAAACACGAACGUGGUCCUUUCCUAGAUUAAAGCUGCAAAGAAACAAAAAAAAUCGCUUCUUACAACUUUCUUCGGAGUCUCCGCCACGCAUAGGCAUGGAGUAAAUAUACCUCUAAAAAAGCUUGUGCCGUUUCCGUUGUAUCACAGCUCGUUAUUGGCUGAUCGUGACACAAUAACUGACCGCUUAUUGGCUUAUUCAAACAAACGAAAACGUAAAUGUCGGCUGUGUUUAGCAGACGUCCGUGGGGGAGAAAUUAAUGCGUGACGAACCAACCCCAAAGGACUUCUGGGUCGAGGCUAGGUUAGGGUUGCAAACCAUUUAGCUUUUACGGUUAGAAGAGCUGCAACAUAACCUCUCUCCUCGGGAUGAAGAAAAACAAUGUGGCUGCCAAAUACAUCAUUUUAGCUUUUUAAAGUUCUCCUUUAUUAACAAAUGAUGACCAUUUAUUUCGGCAAACAAACAAUUAAAUUGAAAAAAGAUUGUACAAAAGUCUCCAGAGUAGGUCUCCUUCUCGAUUUCAACUUACAAUAUCGGUAAAUUUACGCAACUUUUAAACUUCUGGCUGAGUUUUCGUUUGGUUCUGCUUGGAAAAUGGAACAAUAAUUACUCAGGGGUAAUACAGUGUAAAGAUUUGUAGGAAAAAAAAAAAAAAAACUUGCUAAUUUAUGGCGAAAAAGGUAAUUCAAAAACGAACUAAAACAUUGAAAACGCUUUGAUCACGUGACUGAUGACGUCAUGUCCCUCUUUUGGUCAUGAAAACAAUCAUCAGGUAGAACAUUACUUUCCUGCAAAUUUUCUCUGUCGUGUGAUGAAAAGUUGACUCUCCACAGCCCUCGGCCUAGUCUCCCGACUGUUUCGCUCAUGUUCAUUACCGCGUUAACCUUUGUAAAAAUGCCGGACGUCAACUGGUUAUUUUUAAAUGCUCCACACAUCCAAAACUUCAAAUAUGCUAUUUUAUUUUAACCCAAUAAUGAAAUCUCGCCACAGCAACAAAAAAUCCUAAUUCAGCAAUGGUCACAGACUGAUGAGGUAAUCACCCUAAAUGUGACAUGAGAAGAUAUUUUGUGGCACAUGUUAUCUUCUUGUGGUCUGUUAGUCUUCUACGUAUAAAAUUGUCAAAUUUAUAAAGCUUUCAAAAAAAUUGUCUCAAAGGAUUCUGGGAUAAUUUUUAUGAUAAUUAUAAUUUACUUUUAUAAUUAUUCUUAUUACUAUUAUCAUCAUCAUCAUCAUAGCAUUUCAAUCAACAAAUUUCUAUUUUUUUAAAGAAUUUUUUUGAAAUUUAAUUUUUACAGAAAACGAACUGUGACCGUCCUGUUUGACUUUGCUCUAUCGAUCAACAUAUAUUAUACAUGUCGAUUUGGCGAGAAGGUUGUGCUAACAUUUCCACACGAUAAGGGUUAUUUUUGACUCGUUUUGACUUAUUUUUAACACAGUCUGAAAACUUUGAUGAAAACGAUAAAAUGUAAAGUAAAAGUAAAAUCCAAGCUGUUUUGAAGGAGAAAAUGCGUGCAUUUGUAAGUUUGUUUUCUUUGUAGUUACAUUACCCCGGCAUCUGUCUCCAAAACUGAUCAUGAUCUUGGCCUUAUGAUACAACUUAAAGUUACCAAAAUUUCCUAAAAUAACACUAACCUCUCUAAAGUUGUCAAACAUUUUGUCGAGGGGCGCCGGCAGCGAGUCAUCCAAUUUUUACUGAUUUUCUCACUAUUUUUCAUUUCAUCUUCUAUCUAAGACAACGCCAUUCCCACCACAAGUUUAUACAACAGGAAGCGAGGGUUUGAGCGAUUUAUUAUUAUUAUUAUUAUUAUUAUUAUAAAGUAACGUUUUUAGUGCUAUUAAUUAUUUCCUACACUCUCCUAAACCGGGGCCAUUCCCUGGUCCUGAGGUACCAGGGGCGUUUUUUUUAUUUGGUGGACAGAAACCUUCUCAGUAUGUGCGCUGUUCGUAGGACGAUGAUCUUUUGCAGCUCACGGAUGGUACUGGCUCCAGGGAUAUUUCCUGAAUUCUGGUCCAUUCCCUCUUUAAUAAGUCCCAGUGCACCAACAAUAACCGGCACAGUCUCUGUCGUCAAUCCCCACAUUCGCGUGGUUUCCAUCUUAAGAUCUUUGUAUUUUGAGAGCUUUUUAAUGACUUUCGUUGAGGUGUUUCGGUCGGAUGGAACCGAUACAUCGAUAAGUUUGCAACACCGGUUGGCUUGGUCCUUGAUCACUAUAUCAGUCUUGUUCGCUGACAGUUCCCUGUCCGCUUGUAUCUGCAUAUCCCAGAGAAUUGUGACUUCUUCACUUUCGGUAACCGUCUCGGGCUUGUGUUCAUACCAUGCACCUCUCUGGGACUUCAAUACAGUAAUGCUGGCACGCCUUCCAAUGGAUAUAUGCAGUUUCCUCAUUGUGCCUCUCUCGAUAGCUCGGGACAGCCAGAUAUGAUGUGAUCUACUGUUUCUUCGUGCUUGUAGCAUAUCCAGCACAGUGGACUGGUGCCGUCCUUCACAAUCCUUGCAAAAUAAGACUUGGUAGGGAGGCUAUGGUCCUGGGCUGCAAUUAUCAGUCCCUGUGUCUCAGCUUUCAGUGCCGUACUUCUGAGCAACUGGUUGGUUUUAUAAUCGUCAACAUCUGCUCCCUUAUUCUUUUGGGGUAUCUUCCGUGCGUGUAGUUCUCUUUCUUCCCACCGCUUCACUUCUGUAUCUUGGGCCUGUUGCUUUACCUUCUGUUUUACUCUCCCAGCAAAAUUAGUAACCCGUUCAUCUGAUGCCCUAUCGAGGUUUCGGGCCUCAAAUUUUCUUCUGAAUUUCUCUGCCUCUUUUUGAUGGAGUAAAGCUUCUUUUUGAUCCCAUAUUGAAGUACUAAUUGGAACAGAGCAUCAUCAAUGUUUCUCAGAUAUGUUUUCAACCCUACCAUAGUUGAUUCGUACGCAGUUUCUAACUUGGUCAGGCCUAUUCCUUCAAUUCUCCUGGGGAGGUACAGUCUGUCCACGUCUGCCUUCGGGUGUUGCCUUAUGUGGAUGGUAAGUAGCUUCCGUGUUUUUGUGUCCAGCCUCUUAACCUCACUCAUUUUCCAGUUCAUAAUAUUGAAACUGUAGGUGACGACGGCCACAACUAGGGUAUUGAUGGCUUCAAACCUGUUGGCAGCGUUCAGUUCACUUUUCAGCACCUAGUAUUACUCUGCGGUAGUAUCCUUCUCUCACUUUCUCCUUCAUAGCGGCAUGCUGUUAUCCGUCGCCUUCAUUUAUUCCCAAGGUUUUUGUAGACCCCCUCCUGAUCUAGUUCUCUGAUGCAUGUGUCAGUGUCAAACUGUAGGUCUGAUGUUUCCGUAAGAUUCCCUAUUUUAAAAGUUGCUUUUGCACACUUUUCCAAUCCAAAUUUCUUAACAACAGUAAGCAAGCCAGCCUGUUGGCUGUCAUUUUUCGUGUAGGUUUUCAAAUUAUCCAUGAAGAAAAGGUGAUUGACUUUUUGACCCUGGAUUUCAUAUCGGCCACCACUUUCUUGCAGAAGUGGGCUCAAAAGUGCAAGAGCAAUGCAAAAUAUGAGUGGUGACAAGGAAUCUCCUUGGAAUAUGCCACUUUUAAUAUUAAUAGGUCUUGAUGUCAGCGAUCCUCCUGAGUGAUUGAGGAGCAACGUGGACUUCCAAGGUUUAAUGGCUGCGGUGAUGAACUGUGUGACUACGGGGCAGAUCAUUUAAAUUCUCAUGCACUUCGCGAUCCAGGAAUGUGGUACACUGUCAAAAGCCUUCUUGUAGUCAGUCCAGUCUGUAGACAGGUUUUUUUUCUGGUCCUACAGUCUUCAAGUAUUAUUUUGUUAGCCAGGAGUUCGUCUUUGCAGCCAUUGCUUUCUCUCUUACAUCCCUUCUGUUCAGAUGGAAGGAGCUGAUGCGCGCUUAAAAAUGUGUAUGUUCUGUUUGCUAGGAUGGAUGUGAGUACCUUGUACAUGGUUGGGAGGCGUGUGAUAGGUCUGUAGUUUUUUUGGGUUUUUUGUUUCUUCUGUUUUUAGUAGAAGGAUCAUGAGAGAAUCGGUUAGCCAUUCCAGCAUUUCUGUUCGGUUCUCAGUGAUGUUCGUAUAUGCUUUUGCCAUAUCCUCAUGGAGGCUUUCGAGGUAUUUUAGCCAGAAGUUGGGGACUUUGUCUUUACCCGGCGAUUUCCAAUUGUUUGUUUUGUUUAUGGCACUUGUGACCUCUAGGGCAUCUAUUGCAACUCAGGGCUGGCUUUCUAAAUUCUUUAAUUUGCAUAUCCUCCAGCCUUUUCAUCCAUUUUCAUUAUGAAUAUUGUCGUUUUCCCAUGAUGUUAGCCCAGAACUCUUCAACCUCGUCGAGAGUAGGUGGUUCGGUCACAUGGAUCCUUUUCUUGCCCAAUUCACGGUAAAAUUUUUUGGCAUGAUCUUGCCUAAAGGUUUUAUUCUGCCGAAAAAAUUUAGCUCUUUUCUCAAAUCUUCUGAUUCUUUGCGCCUUUGCUUGGAUUUGCUGUUUAAAUACUUCCUUUGCGGUUGCCAAGUCUGCCGGGUUCUUUAUAACGUUUCAGCAUUUGCUUUUCUUUUCUUUCCUUGAUCUUGCCGCCCUUUUCCAUCUCCACCAGGAUAGAUAAAUCACUUCGUUUUUUUCUGAUGUUGUUCUCCAUUCAUGCUUUCCAUAAGGGCGCUUUCUUUUAUCGGGUGGUUCCCUCACUGGUCUCAGGCCAAUUUGACGCUCUGUGAUGAUCUAAGCAGUCACAUAGGUAAUCUGGUUGAUUUCAGUUAGUGUAAAUGGCUUGCUAUCUUUUUUUUUGAUUUCCGUAAUUUUGAUCCUCGUUUGCAGUGUUAAUUGCUGCCUUCACGUACAUGGAGAUCUGUUCUUACCUGUGGGAGGCUAAGCAUUGAGGCAGUAGGUUGGUUUUUCACAGUUUUUCCAUUUUGUCAGUAUGUCAGCUUUCAUCUGUUACACUUUCUCGUCUACACUUAUGCUGUUUGUAUUUUGCUGGCUAGCUGUAGGUUCACCUCCUUCUGUGAUGGUAGUGACGUUUUGGGCUUGUUCUUUAUGUGCCUCUGGUAGUUCUUCACUAGGGCCCUUUGCGUCAGUCUGCGUGACCCUUGCCUUGAUCUCAUCCAGCUCGACAUCAGUAAGCCUUGUUCUUGAUAAUUUGACAAUGACUCUUCUUACAUUAGCAAGCUUCUUUGCAUCAAGGUAUGUCCGUUUUGUGGGGUUUUGUCUUCUGCAGAUGUUAUAGGUCUCAACGGUUGUGUUUGUUUCUGAUGGACUGAUAAUGGAGGUAUAGUAUGCCGCCAUAAUUUCUUUAUACUCAUCCCGGGUCCACUUUUUUCGCGUUCGCUUAGGGGGGUUUUCCACGGUGUUGGUAGUUAUUGUUAUUAUUAUUAUUAUUAUUAUUAUUAUUAUUAUUAUUAUCCGGACGGGAUUUAGAUUUGAGAAACAGUCCGGGCCACAGCCAGAACUGGAUAUAUGAUUUCCUGUCAUCUGAUUGGCUUAUGCAAAACCAAAACAUUGCUCAAACCGCAAAAGGGCUAAGGCCGAGAGAAAUGGCGGCAAUGUCGCGUCGGAAGCUGCUCCAAAGAUACUCAUGAAAAGAUGGAAUCCUUCCGAACUAUCGUUCUCUCGACUUUAAGAACUUGCGGAAAACUCCAUCGACAAGUCGUUUCCUUUUCUUUUCUUCACUAGAAUUACGUGACACACAGAAGCUCGCGAACUAUAAGCUUCAAUCAGCAACUUUGUUUACGACUUCUUCGUACGAUGUGGGCCGCCUGAUCUUCUCAAUUCGGGAGAGCGGAGAAAAGUGAACGCUACUUUAGAGCGUGCAUAUAUACCCUAAACAAAGCGUAAUUUCGUCCUUGAUUUCCCUGAUUUCACAAGGGCUGUUGCGGAAAUGUAAAUUUUCCGACAUUCUUAUUUCAAUUGUGCACGUGGAUAGUGAAUAUUAUAUCGUCAAAUAGGUUUGCAUCGUUUUGAUGUUUCAGGUACCUUAAGCAAGUUCUUAUAACGUAUUCAGGGUGAUCCAGAUUGUAAGAAAAUCAAAUCUCACACGUGUUUUCUACGAACGACACUAACCGAAGAGGACAUAACGUCUUGUUUCACAGCUUUUCGGAAGCUUAAAAAUGCCGAGGAAGAGAGGAAGUUAAUUGAAAAUGGUACCCUUAAGUCAACUAUUUCACUGAAAAAGUAUUCUUUGAAGAAAUGUUUCGAAUGACCGAAUGGUCGGUAAACAAAAAUCCAGUACUCGAGCUUUGCGUAUUUACAACUGGCAAGUCUUGAGUGCAACGCUUGGAUAUGCUAUAGCCAAUAUUACCGCUGUGUCACUGAACUUUUGGCUGAUUAAAUUGGUGAAAGAACAAAGUUUAUUUCUUUGCAAUAAUAAAUUUACUGGAAGAAAGACAUUAAAUAUUCACCCACCAUUUGUUGUGUCAGUUGCUGUGCUGGUAAUUAAUAUUCAUAGGUCACGUGCAAUGAAAUAAAAUGUCAUCCUUAUUAGUAUUUUUUUAUAUAAAGAAUACCAAUGAGGAUGACAUUUUUGAAGUUUGACAGUGUUUUACCAGGGUUAAAACACAUGCACGUGACGGAUUUUAGCAAAGGUUAUAGGUUACUGAACUCAUGAAAUAUUAAUGAGUUUUUGAAGUUUUCUUGGAUCUGCGCCUUCUUAUAAUCGUAAAUAUUAAAGAGCUGCAUAGUCACAGUUGCAAGCAUGUAGGAGGGUUAGAUCGAGGGCCUCAAAUAAAUUAGCCUAAAUAAAAGACCUUUAAUUUUCUUUUUUGGCCAAGAGGCUGCUGGAAGUGCGGUAGAUGCGCGAGGAUUCCAAGUCCACGCUUUUUCCUUUUACCUUCGCUAUUGACUGAUAAUCGAAACCCAUAUUUCAAAAUUAACCAAGUAAAAUACAAGUUUUUUUGAAGAUAAGGUCGCGGUUUUUUUUUUUUUUCAAUGUUUUUUCUUUUUACUUUUCCAGUUGUCAUUUCAUCUAGGCCAACGCCAUGAACAUCAACAGGUGAGUGUUUAAAAGCUUUGGCUCCUGAGUGGUUUCCAUGUUUUGUUACCCUGCGAGCAGAGGCUAUACAUUUUCGGUGUAUGAGCUGGCGUGUGAAAAGUAGCCUCUGCCGACAACCGUUCAAAUCCGUCCAGAUCUGGACGAAUAAAUAAAAAAACGGGUUUUUUCUGUUCUUGACCGGUUUAGAGCAUUGCGUGAGUCUUGUGUGAGUCUUGUGUGAGUCUUGCGCAGCAGAUCAGACCUGUCGCAAUUCUUUCCCCGAAACUCGCGCCAUUUGACGACAGGCCUGACGAUUAAUUUUGCUUGCGAAUCGCGUGACGAAAUUUCGCGCAUAUAAGAUAGAAAAUUGAACGGUUGUCGGCAGAGGCUACUUUUCGAACUCCAGCUCACAAAGCGAAAAUGUAGCCUCUGCUUGCAGGGUAAUGUUUUGUUGUCGUUGUUGUUUUAUUUUGUUUUCACGCGUUGGUCACGCUCUACUUCCAAUUUUUAUACUCUGAUUGGUCAAAAUUUGACAGAUGAGUUAAUGCGGAAAAUUUAUGCACCAUCUUGAAACUUGUUUACUUUGACAGCUGAAGCUGACAGAGUUUUGUGUCAACUUAUGAUGUUACUAACUGUCUUUUUCUACUGGAUGUACAAAAUGAAAUUCAGCUGCUAUCAAGAGUCUUCUGUUAUUCAUGGCUAGUUUGUUUAUUGGUUUUCUUUUUUGAGAAAUACGUCGCUUGUCAAACUCGGAAAUCCGAUUUCGGAUGGCAUGGUUUUCGCUUUUUACCUUGCUUGAUGCGUAAGAGGGUUGAAAAGUCUUAGGUGAUUCUGGCCUUACUUGAUCGCUUUGAGGAGCUGCAUCUUGAAUGGUUAAAGCCUGAGUAAUUACUGUAUUUGAUGUUUGUUUGUUUGUUUGUUUUUUUUAUAGCUGAUUUAAUGAAGUCGAGCGUAGUUUACAGGGGCACCCAACGAGAAAAUAGUUCAAAACCACUUAAACAUAGCAUUGUUAAACGUAUUUUAGUAUUUAAACGGUAGAUAUAGGCAUAUUUUUAUCCCCUAAAAAUUUUUCAUCUGUUCGGAUUUCCUAGCUGAAAGUCUAAUGAUCCGAAAACUAUAGGGAUCAAAACUUACCUUUUCGAAAAUUCCAGCCAGAAAAAAGGCUCCCGAAAAUUCUAGGUGACCUUUUUAGGGUAAAAAUCCGUUAAAAAUAGGAAAUUAUACCAUUAUUUAGAUGUUCGAAAAUCCUAGGAGAGGCAGGCAAGCAAGAAAUUUUACAACAAAUGUUCCGAAAAUUGUAGAUCUCAAAUCGUCUCCCGAACAGAUAUUUUCCGAAAAUUGUCGUUGGGUGCCCCUGAGUUUAUGAGGCUAUUUAGUUUAUGCACCUUUGAGACAAUGAUCUGACCGAAUAAGGUUUGAUAUAAGCUUACAGAACUUUAAAAAGCCUUUAGACAUUUUCUCACCCCAAAGAGAAAGAAAACGUUCCAAAGAAUAUUUAUUUUUAAUUGUGGCUGUAAAAGAAAGCUUUGAGCGAUUUUCUUGCCUCGAGUUCAUCUUUGAAAAAAGCAAACACCUGGAAGGCGGCUUAAACAUAAACUUAAGCUUUAAGCUUGUAGACUCAGGAUUUUUAGAGACACUUUAAUACUUGUCUUCGUGAAUGAAAAUUGUUGUCUCUGUAUAUGUUUCACCGAAUUAUAUUUCUUUUCUUGACUGUCAGAAGUCUCUCUUGCAAUUUUAAUCGCUGUGCCAUUUGUUUUCAGUCGUUCAUGAACAUCGCUUGCAGGAGUACUCAAAAUGCCGCGCGUAUCAAACGCUUUUGAAGAUUACAAAUCGUCAUAAAACCACUAAAUAAAAAAAAAACAUGAUUCUUUGUUAUGUUGAAGCGUAACUCUAUAAAUGUUCAUUCAAACAGUCCCCAGGUCGCAACCUGCUGGCCGUAUAGGUGAUUUUGGAAAUUUUUUUAGCCGUUUCGCUAAAAGCCCACACGUGCUUCGAUCGUCCUGAAGAUUGAAUGAGUGUAAUUUGUAUUUCAAAGUUGUGAAAUACUGCAUUCUGUCCGAGGCCUGUAUGUUAAAAACAGCGCCUCAUAGUACUGUUUCACCUCAGAUGUGAUGUAUAAAAAGUAUAAAAGGUUGGUUUACACACCCCCAGAUUUGUUGGCAAGAUUUUGUAAAGCAAACUUGUCGAACGCAAAAAAUUCGACGGCCUGAUUUGUUUUCCAGGCCUAAUCUACUGUGUUCAAGAGCCAUAAGGGCUCUUAAAUGUGACCGAAGAUGAUUGCUAUCUUUUGGGUGUACAUAUAGAAGGCUAUCAAUUCGAUGUAAGAUUGGGUUCACUCUUGGACUGUUUGCACAUUAUUUUUCUCUAAAACUACUUUCCCUCAAAAGUCACAUGAAUGUGCUCUAAAGUUAUACAAGUUUAUUGUUUUAUUUAGAUUAAAAUUUAUCAUGGGAGCUUCGCUUUUACCCCUGGCUAAAUCUAUAUAUUAUUUUUCUCCAAUUGGACAGAAGCUAGAUGCUUACAUUUCAUCACUAUAAAAUACAUCAAAAUAAAGUAAUGAAGAUAAUUUGCCUACGUAGCUGGAAACCUCUUGUGUCACUGGCCUGCAGUUCGCAUUUCUUAUUUCGUUAUCACUUUUAAGUAACAAACAGUAGUAAACUGCUGCGCCCCCGGAAUAAUUUAUUUACUUUAAACCGUCCAUUAACUGACUUUAUGUUUUGGUCCUUUUAGGUUCAGUUUGAUUAUUGAAGAGCAAACGGUUUAGACUAUAUAUGUGUGAGAGACUUGGCAGCCAUGGUAGAUUCGAUGAUGGUCUUCCUUUCGACUUUUAAAAACCUUUUUAUAUUAUAUAUGUGUGUGUGCAUUAAGAAAAUC
Molecule: messenger RNA, 19788 nt
Organism: Porites lobata
Lineage: Eukaryota; Metazoa; Cnidaria; Anthozoa; Scleractinia; Poritidae
Source: the annotation of a GenBank genome assembly